Messenger RNA from Spodoptera frugiperda (fall armyworm), 4103 nucleotides. Its product is annotated as zinc finger protein 436. Gene Ontology annotation, biological process: regulation of transcription by RNA polymerase II. The coding region runs from base 120 to 2156 and encodes 678 amino acids. Lineage: Eukaryota; Metazoa; Arthropoda; Insecta; Lepidoptera; Noctuidae. Gene Ontology annotation, cellular component: nucleus. Gene Ontology annotation, molecular function: zinc ion binding; RNA polymerase II transcription regulatory region sequence-specific DNA binding; DNA-binding transcription factor activity, RNA polymerase II-specific. The record is from RefSeq and is a predicted model, not a curated record. The transcript has 15 exons.
CAGUCAGCCAGAACAGACAGAACAUCAGUUUACUUUUCUGUUUUCUCUUUGGUCUACAGGACUCCACUAAAUUCGCAAUCGCUCGAUGGCUUUAUUGUUUGAAUUGAAGUUAUUUGAAAAUGGCUUCCUUUAAUAAUCAUAGAACAGAAAUAAAACAAGAAGAAUUGUGUAGAACAUGUUUGUCUAAGGAUAAUCAAUUAUUGUCGCUAUUUGAUGAACUUACUGGAACUACUACAACUUUAGAUUACAUAGUUACUACAACAACUGGACUUAAGAUAAGCAGAAAUGAUGGUUUACCUUCAACAAUAUGCUUGGAGUGCAAAGAAAAGGCUACAAUUGCAUUUGAUUUUAAGAAAAAGUCUGAAGAGUCUAAUUUGUCUCUUAGAGGAUUUAUUAAGAAAGAAAAGAAAGAGACCUACACAGUAACCAAAAAAACAAACCAUACUGAUAUGUCAGGGGUGAAAACUGAAGAUUUGUCACAUGAUUUACAUGAGGUUGAUGAUUUUGAUGAUAAUAAUUUCAACACUCUUGAUAGUGGUCCGGAUUUAUGUGAGCUUGAUACUGUUAAAACAGAAAUUGAAGUUCCUGAUCUAAAAUUACGCUUUGUUUGCAAAAGUUGCCUGGCUGACUUCGACUCACUUGACAAAUUAAAAGAUCAUGAAAAAAUCUGUAUCAAAGUGGAGUGUGAUGAGACUAAUCGGACCUACUGCCCUCUCUGUGGUACAUGCUAUAAUGGCGCUGGAAACUUAACAAAACACAUGUGGGAAAGUCAUGCUGAUCUAAUGGGACCAAAAAAGAGAGGCCGGCCAAAGAAGGUAUUGACAAGUACUAUUCUUAACAAAUUAUCUGAAAAUGGAUUUUGUAUAACAUCAAUGCCUGCGAAAAAAAUUGAAUGUGCAUUCUGCAAAGAGCAUUUUGAAACCAAAGAAGAAUUAGGAUCUCACGUAAUAUCUCAUAAAGAUACAAAAGUUUUGCGUUGUGGACUAUGCAAGAAAACAUACCUUAAUAAGGAAAACUUUGAUCUUCAUGUUUGUGUUGAUGAAAAAGAAGACAGCGAAAAUGAAAGUAACAAAGGCGAGCAGAAUGAAAUUAAGGAAAAAGUACCAUUAGAAAUGACACUACGACAAAUUUUGGAACCAAACGUCGAUGUGGAGAAUUUCAACUUACUUCUAGUAUGUAGUGCGUGCAACUGCAUACUGCAAUCAGAAGCGGAUCUCAUUAACCAUCGCGAUGCUGAACACCCUGAACUAUCCCAUCGCUGCAAUCUGUGUACCAAGGUAUUUGCAACGUUACGCUCUGCUGCGCGACAUAGAAGCAUUUGUAAACAAAUUGAAAGAAAACAUAAGUGUACCACGUGUGGCUUGAAGUUUGCGUAUCAAAUAUCUUUAAAUAAACAUAUACUAAGAUAUCAUGAGGGCCAAAGUGUGUCAGUGAAAUUUAUAGACUCAAAAACCAAACGCGAUGAAAGCCAAUAUCAAUGUGAUACCUGCAAAAGAAGCUUUACCAAGAGAGAAUUACUUGUAAAGCAUACUAAAAUACACAUGCCAAUUGAAAACUACUUUGAAUGUGAUGUCUGUGAAAAGAAGUUCCACCGGAGAGACAACUUACGCUCUCACAAACGAGUGCAUGACCUGCACCGUGAUAAGAAAUCAACAAAUAACUGUUUAUGCCUUUACUGUGGCCGCAGUUUCUCGAAUUCUUCAAAUUUAAUUGUGCAUAUGCGACGACAUACCGGAGAGAAGCCCUACAAAUGUGAUUUCUGUGGCAAAGGAUUUCCAAGAUCUUCUGAUCUUCAAUGCCAUAGAAGGUCUCAUACGGGAGAGAAACCUUGUGUCUGUCGUGUUUGUGGCAAAGGUUUUUCGCGCAGCAACAAGUUGUCUCGUCACAUGCGUGUGCAUACUGGCCAAAGGCCAUACAAAUGCACUUAUUGCGAAAAGGCAUUCUCACAGAGUAACGAUCUCAACUUGCACAUACGUCGACACACGGGAGAUCGACCCUACAUCUGCGAAGUCUGCGGUGACAGAUUCAUUCAGGGUACAGCAUUACAAAACCACAGACGAGCUCAUGGUCACUUUCCUGCGCCCCCUGCUGAAACACCAUCUAAUGUACAGUCUUUGGCUUACACAGUUCAGGCUAUAAAUCCUAAUACUCAAUAAAUGUAGUUCUGUCACCAUAUGUAUUAUAACAAUAAUUGUCAGUGGCAUGGCUGUUCAAUCUGUAAAUGGACAGAUAUUAAAGAUAAUGUAGGUAGGCUGAUGUUGAAUGGGUUUCCUAUAUCUGAUUUCUGUAUCCAGAUGAUCAAGUUUUAUUCAUAUCAUCUGAGGAACAGAUUGUAAAUGGAUUGUACAAGGUGAAUGGAAUGAAAGUUAUGUAAAAAAAUGGAAGUAUCGGUUUUCUUAUUUGGUCAAGAUAAGGUGCGUCUGAGAAUAGUUUUUCAAGACAAAGGUAUUCUAGUGCCAACACUAAUUUAUAUGAGAGUACUUUUUUUGAGAAGUAAAUACGGGAUACAAGGCGAACACCUUGUUUGAUAGACUUGAUAAGAAAACUUUCGGUAUAAAAGAUGGUGUCGUGAUGAAAAUCAAGAAAGCUAUGCUUAGCAGGUGGUUUGGAAAUGUCGAGAGAAUGGAAAGGUUUGUAAAAAGGAUCUGAGAAGUAAAGCAGGCUUGCACUAUCUUAAGAGAAGUACAUAAUGCCAGUACAUAUUUGAGAUAUUCUCGGGAGAAGGGUCGGCGUACUAUUAUCUGCUUCGCUUGUCCCCAGAUGUAUGAAGUAUAUUUUGUGAAGGAAACUAAAGACGCCUUGAACGAAGUGGGUAGGUAAUGCUCGGGAUUCCACGACUGCUAUGCGCCAAUAACCAUAUGGUUUAUGUAUGUAUGAAUUCGCAAUAAUACAAAACUAAUCAAUAAUUGAUAAUUUAUAGUUAUUUAAACUACUUUAAUUGGUGAUUUCAAGAUCAUAAUAUUGUUGUGAUCUCAUCACUUAUCUGAUAGAGGCAUGAAAGAAAUUUGCAACGUCUGUUAGCUGUUUGAAAAAUAUGCAUCUGCAUAAAAAUAUAUGUAAGGGGAACAAUCGACGUGACUGUCAAGGAAAUCUCCUGGGGUUGGGGUUCCCGAGAGGGACAAAGAUUUUGAGCUAUUCUUUAAUUUUUUUUUAUUAUGGAGUCAGAUACCGCUGAAUGGUAAUAGAGCUCACACAUGGCACUGUAUCGCACCUUAGGACACUGGAUUCUUAUAUACAACAGGUACAGAAUAAAUGUCACGUAAAAUUUAAGUGCACCUUUGUCUAAUUCAAUCUGUGUAAAUAAAGGGUAAGAUUUUAUGUAAUAAGUAAAACCGAACAUUUGAAGUUCUGUAUCCAUUUGUCUUUUAUGUCUAUCAAUGUACUGAUGUAAAAUGGAAGUAAUCAUAAUUAUGUAUCUCGUAAAAUUGCAUACUCACACAAUAAUUACUACUGAAUUGCACAUGAAAUAAGAAACUCUUGUUGUAAAUAAACGCAUUAUAUUUUAUUUACCUCGCUGAUCCUCGGUGACGACGCGUGGUUUCAAUUUUAAUAUUAUAACUGAAGUAUUUAUAAAUCUUUUCGUUGCAGGAAAAUCGAAACAGGAUAACUGAAUAUAGUCGUUUUUGUAUUUAUAUAUUUUUUAUUUAUUUAUCUAUAAUGAAAUUGAAGCUAUAUUUUAUUAAUUAUCAUAAGUAUUAUGAAAUAAUAUGUGACUUGUUGUACUACACGUACUACGUUUACCAUUAUUAUUUUUUAUGUUUGUUGUUGUCAUCUAUAAGUCACUUCAUUAACUUUGGCGAGGCGUACUCCAACGGAUGGUUGAUGAUUUUAUAACUAAUUUUAUUAAAAUGUACCAAUCCUCUCUGCUCUGUUGCCAUAUUUAUAAAAAAUAUGUAUAUUAUUAAUUAUGAAUUAUGUAUUUUUAUUCCUAAGUACUGUUUUCACAAGUUUUAAAUUUGUCUACACUAUGCCUUCUUCAGCUGAAAAUAAUCAUUAUAAUAUAUGAAAUAUUAUGUAACUAGUACACUACAUAAUAUUAUCUAUCUAUAAAGUAUUAUCUGUAUCAUUAAUAGUAGUGACAUUAAAUCUAUUAAAAAAAUGCA